UGCAAACCACAGGAGAGAAGCUGCAGCCCUAUCCAUCUGAUGCGAAGAGACAGAGUGAAAUAAAAAAGCUACAGGGCAGAGGGGGGUUGCUCCUUUUAAGCCAAUACUACAAACUGGAUUGCAACCAGAGGAACCGGUGACCGACUCGAUGUCGCUCCAGUGGAGGAGGAUCUCCAAACCUUGUGGACGUGGUUCAGUCCCCGCUCAGAGCCCUGGAAGUCAGCGGAGACCACUGAGGAUUGUCGGCGCAUUGCGGAGAGAGUUGAUUUGGAAACGUGAGCAGUGAGGAACAUGCUAACGUCGGUUUAAUAGUGUGUACUUGUACAUUAAACACACGCAUACAAUAGAGCGGAUAACAGGGAUUAUAUAUUAACAGAUAUCAGAGGGGAGCAGGAUGGACUCGCUGCGUUGAAGACGCGCACGGAGAAGACGCACAUGUGUACCGCUCUCUGAUUUAUUCUCCUCUUUUCUUGCUGAUGUGGUUUGAAUUCUUCUAUUGCAUCUGAGGAUACUGGCUGGAGGAUUUUGUAUCUUUCCUCUGUGGAAGAAGAUCAGCGCAAAGUUUUAGUAAAGAUGCAGCGGAGGGAAGCGGCGCAUCUGUGGCUGCUGGUCCUCACCGUGGUGUCGGUGUCAGUCAGCGGAUUUCCCACUAACUUAAAGAGGACUGCAGCCAGAGACAGGAACGCUUCUGCGUCGAUUAUUGAGGCGAUAGCAGAGAGUCGACAUGGAGACGAUCAGCAGAGUCUGGAGGAGCUUCAGCAGCAGAACCUGCUGCAGACGCUGCCGUCUUCCCCCAGGUCCAGAAACCGCUGGUCCCAGCCGCGGCACCAGGGUGUCCUCCCCCCUCCUGAACCCGAGGAGGACUCUGAGCCUUUCAUCCUGGACCUGAGGAACUUCCCAGAGCUGGCUAAUGCAGACAUGAGCUCACAGAACCCCAACAUCCAGGUGACCAUUGAGGUGGUGGAGGACACACAGACAGAGACUGAGGUGGAGAUAGACUUGGCCAAGGAGAGCCAGCGUAAUGACUGGUCAGUGUCAUCAUCAGAGUGGGCCAACAGCCACAAGAAGCUGUUCUGGCCAUUGUUCUGGGAGUACCCAGAACAGGCGGAGAACGGGCUGGGAAGAGCCAGUUUAGAGGAACAAUCUGAGGAGUACUAUGAUCCAGAGGAGCCCGUCCUCAGUGGAGUCGGGGGAGACUGGGGGGGUCACUGGAACAAAGAAUGGGACGCCAAGGAUAACUACGAGUACGAGGAGGAGUGGAGCGACUGGGCUCCUUGCAGCGUCACCUGUGGACACGGCACCCAGAAGCGCACCCGUUCCUGCGGCUACGCAUGCACAGCGACUGAGUCACGCACGUGUGACCUGGAGAGCUGUGCCGACAGUGUGAUGGCAGUGACAGAGCUGACACCCAUCCACAUGUCCAACGGCACCAACUCCCUCGAAACAAAUGUAGACAGCUGUGAGAAGUGGUUAAGCUGCAAGAAUGACUUCCUCCAGAAGUACCUGCACCAAGUGCUCACAGAGCUCCCCAGCUGCCCCUGCUCCUACCCUUCUGAGGCUGUUUACAGUGCCGUCAACAUCCAGGACUCCAAACUUCGCAAGACCUACCGCUGGAGGGACGCAAGCGGACCCAAAGAACGCCUGGACAUCUACAAACCCUCAGCCAGAUUCUGCAUCCGCUCAAUGCUGUCAUAUGACAGCACAACAUUAGCGGCGCAGCACUGCUGUUACGAUGAUCAGAUGAGACUGAUAACACGAGGGAAAGGAGCAGGGGCGCCAAAUCUGAUCAGUACCGAGUUCUCACCAGAACUACAUUAUAAGGUAGAUGUUCUGCCUUGGAUCCUAUGCAAGGGGGACUGGAGUCGGUUUCAUUUGGUAAGGCCACCUAAUAAUGGGCUAGACUGUGCUGAUAACCCCCCCGAGCAAGUAUUUCAGACAGAACUGAAAGAGGCGAGGGAGUACUGACACUGUGGGGUUGUGGAGUCACAACAAGAAGGGAGGAUGAUAGAGACAUAUAUGGUGUUGGUAGUUAAAAUCACCAUUUCUCCUAUCAGCCGUCUUCUCUGACAUACUGUUCAGUCCUGCAGGAGCACGGAAAAACUGAACUGUUUUGUUAAUAAAGCGUUUCUGUGGUCCAUUUACCAUGGGGGGACUUCUGUCAGAUGAUGUAAAGCUUUGUUGUUACAAUCUCAUGGCUCCCUGCAUCAAUGGACACUUGUAAACUUUUAUUUAGGAAAAAGGGAUGUAACUUUCAACACAUCUGAAAAUACGAUUUGAAGACAUGAGCAACCAAGACAGCUGAAUCUUUUUUUAUACUCAUAUGUAGACUGUUGGUGCACAGCAGCAAAAAAAAUCGACGCUGAUGUUGGGACCAUUGGAAGGACAAUGAAACAUACCCAGUGUUGUAAAGUAUGUUCUGUUUUCAGCUCAUCCCUGUCCCUGUAUGCUGCUGCUAUUCUGCUGGGAUGUGCUGAGCUGAGCUGAAUGUCUCUGAUGGCAGUGGCAUGUGUGUGUACAGUAUGUGUGUAUGUGUGUGUGGUGGGAGGAUGAGCUUAUUUAUUGGCCCCUGUAAUAUUUUAAUCAGAUCUAGUGUCCCAUGAAAGGAAUUCCUGUCAUGCUGCUAAACAGGGAAUAAAGUCAAAUGGACUAUUGGACUACA
Molecule: messenger RNA, 2659 nt
Organism: Thunnus maccoyii (southern bluefin tuna)
Lineage: Eukaryota; Metazoa; Chordata; Actinopteri; Scombriformes; Scombridae
Gene: ism2a
Product: isthmin 2a
Exons: 7
Coding region: 574-1965 (463 amino acids)
Source: RefSeq, a predicted model, not a curated record